AUGAUUGGUCCACCAGGGCCACCCGGAACCGUUGGAGAACCCGGUCCUCCUGGACCACAAGGACAACCUGGACGUGUUAUUCAGGUUAAUGGAGCUGCUGGCCCGGCUGGUCCUCCAGGACCUAAGGGACCACCUGGACCCAAAGGAUUGCCCGGAGUCAACGGAGUUAAUGAAGUUGGUGAACAGGGACCAGUUGGUGCUCCAGGUAAUCCAGGACCAGCUGGCGCUCCUGGACCACAGGGACCACAGGGACCAAUGGGACCAUUUGGAGAAGAAGGCUCAUGCGACCACUGUCCUGAGCCCCGUACACCACCUGGCUAUUAA
This is a messenger RNA of Cooperia oncophora, 324 nucleotides long. The record is from the annotation of a GenBank genome assembly. Lineage: Eukaryota; Metazoa; Nematoda; Chromadorea; Rhabditida; Trichostrongylidae.